Mizuhopecten yessoensis (Yesso scallop) is the source of this 2108-nucleotide messenger RNA. Its product is annotated as sulfotransferase 1A3-like. The record is from RefSeq and is a predicted model, not a curated record. Gene Ontology annotation, cellular component: cytoplasm. The transcript has 6 exons. Bases 190 to 1074 code for a protein of 294 amino acids. Lineage: Eukaryota; Metazoa; Mollusca; Bivalvia; Pectinida; Pectinidae. Gene Ontology annotation, biological process: sulfation. Gene Ontology annotation, molecular function: sulfotransferase activity.
UUAAUACGUAUGAAGGAGUUAUAUAAGUCUGCUAACAAGGACGUUCGACGACGUAGUGGUGGACGUCGAUAGUGGGUAACUGUGACCGUAUUUCAUGUUAAAAAGUAUUGCUAUAUCUAGUGUAACGUAAGAACGGCAUACGUUCAAGGUGGACAAAGGAUCAAUGAUUUGAAUAGAGGAAACAUUAUAAUGGAUGUUAUUGAGACGGUAGAAAUCAAGGAUGAGUUUGGCAACACCAUCCAGUAUUCCUUGUAUAAAGGGCAUGUGUUCCCUCCUCAUGUCCCAACUAACGCCCGGGACUUAGUAACCAACACUGCCCAGCUCAAAUGUCGACAGGAGGACGUGUUGCUAUACACUUACCCGAAAUCUGGAACACAUUGGAUGUACAACAUUCUACACAUGUUCCUGACAGGAACAAUGACAUAUGCGAAUCCCACGUAUCUGGAAUUCAACGAUAUUGACAUGAUAAACACCAUGCCCUCUCCGAGGCUGUUUACAACACAUCUAGAGGUGGAUCUAUUUCCGGACGACAUUAAAAACGGCAAAGGCAUAGUUGUCAACAUCAUCCGGAAUCCUAAAGACGUCGCUGUUUCCUACUACUGCUUUUUGAGCGCUAUGAAGAGUGUAGGAUUUACAGGAGACUUCAGUGGCUUUCUUCACUUCUUUCUUAAGGAGGAAUUUUUCUUCGGGAACUGGUUUACUGCCAUCAAACAUUGGAUCGAUAUUAAGAAAACAUACCCAAAGAUGAAAACGAUCACACUUUACUAUGAGGAUCUGAAACGAAAUACGCUUUCAAAUCUUGAGAGAGUUGUGGAGUUUCUUGGCGUAUCUAGAGAUGAAGAAUUCUGCAGAAAGGUGAUGGCUGAAACAGACUUCACUAAAAUGAAAAAGAAGCAUGAAUCAAAAAGCUGUGAACAUUUUAAGACUGUUACCAAAGAUGGAGUUCUGCCUGUCUACAGGAAAGGUGACGUAGGAGACUGGAAGCAAUGGUUUACUCCAGAACAAAACAAACAUUUUGACCGUGUUUACAAGGAAAGGCUAGCAGGAUACAACGUAGAUUUGGUAUUUGAGUAAAAACUCAACGGUUGGUUUAAGCACCAUACAAAACAUAGUUACAGUCAGAAAGUGUACCGAACCAUUAAUACUCAGACGUUAUCCAAAUUAAGGUCAAGGCAACAAUGGAAAGGAAAGGCAGCAUACACCCUAACAGGAAACGGAAACGGACGCUGAAACGACGUGUUCAAGAAGAAAAAGUGUAACACUUGUCAUUAUGUCUUCCAUUGCCCCUAUCGAAAUCGUAAUAGUAGGUAUCAAGGAUCUAGUGCGUGAAUAAUUAUCCAUAGUAAAAACUGAAAUCUCAAAAUGAUAUUGUAUAUUACAUAGUAUUGAUGAAAAGGUAGCAUGCUUAAAAAAUACUUUUACAGCAUAAGGUACGAGGGCCAUUCAAUUGUAAUAGGGUGAUCACUAUCCUGUUUUAUAUAAUUUGUAUGUAUGCAUGUCUGUUUGUUUGUGCCCAAAUUGUUUAGAGUGUGUAAAAGAGAUAUGUGUGUGUUAAAGGUUACAGGGAGUGAUUAUUUGAUUACUUACCUGUAUUUCUAUUUUUUUCAAACCCCCAAGCGGCGCAAAGCGCCGCCGGGGUUUGAUCUGUAAACACUUUGUCCACUUCCGGUGCUUCCCCAUGCGUGAAAGCCUUCUGGGAAAUUAAGGCCGCAUACUGUCUGCAAAAAUAUGUUGGUAAACCCUACCGUAUCGGUAUUGAUUGCAGUUUACUUGUAAAAUAUCUGUAUCUGUAUCUAUAUUUAGAUGAAGUGACGGCAGUAUAAGUGGUUGAGCUGUUUACCUUUGCAGCAUGCAUUGUUGUUUUUACAUAACUACACAAUUAAUAUCAUUUUUGUCUGGAAAUCUUACCAGAUAUACUAGCAAACGGCAAAAUUGCAGUGAAAACCCAUUCAAAGUGGCGCUUUGUAUUGUUGUCAAGCAUGACGUCAUUAUAAUUUGGCGUCAAAAACUACGUUAUACAUUCCCACGCUUUUCUGAUGUAGCAAUAUUUGCGCAGCGAAACGUGAAAGAAAUGUAAGAAAUAGAAAAUGUCAUGGUUUUCCCGUUCA